UCUACUUCUUCUUUUGAAUGUUUUGAAUAUUUCAAACAUGGCGUCUGCUAGUACGAGCAAAGGGAUCGUUAAACAGGGUUCUGCAUGGUUUCAACGCAAAAUUAAUCUUCGGCCUGUACAUAGAGGAUGUCAUUUAGUAACUGAUGAAUUGUUGAAACAAGUUCCAGAAAUAUCUAAAUUUUCUGUUGGUCUUUUUCAUGUUCAAAUAAUGCAUACAUCCGCAAGCCUUGCCUUGAACGAGAAUUGGGAUCCCCAUGUACGAGUUGACAUGGAGAUGUUUUUAACACAACUUGUACCUGAAUCAACUCCAUUCAAGCAUUCUUGUGAAGGUCCUGAUGAUAUGCCUGCUCAUAUAAAAGCUUGUUUUCUUGGAUCAAGUCUAACCAUUCCAAUUACAGAAGGCAAAUUAAAUCUAGGGACAUGGCAAGGAAUAUGGUUAUGUGAACACAGGAAUCGAGCAGGUUCUCGUAAAGUAAUUGUCACAAUUAAUGGAGCAUUGGAGGAAUAAAAAAGAGUUACUUUUAUAAUAUAAAUUUUUUCCAAAGCAAAUUAUCCUGUAUUUCCCAGGUAUUGUUGUUUCUUGUCGAUAUGUUUUGUUAAGUAUUUCUUGGAUGUUUGCUGCUUUUUGAGAUCUUGAGCAUGUGUAUACUCAAGGUAUGUACUUUGUUAAGAAAUGUAUAUAGCGAAGUCAUUUAAGUGCAAAAUUUUUCGUGGUUUUUAGUACGAGUAAUUUGCAUUUUGUACUUACUGGCCAUAAUUAAACUUAGAAGAUUUAUGCUCAUGUAUUCCUAUUUCCUGUGCAUAUUUCAAAAUGUUCAGGAAAUGCUUGUUUUGACCCAUAUUGGCUACAAUGUAUCAUGUGAAACCUAAGCAAUAUUGUUUUAUAGUGCCAAAGAAAUACUCUGGUGUGUGUGUGGUAACUGUUGAUUAGUAAAAGUUAAGUCUUUCGAACAUGAGUAUUAAUGAUUUUAUAUUACAUAUAUAUAAAUUUGCAGAGAUAUAUUAAAUAUAUUUAAAAUCUUUUUGGAUUUUGCAAUCAGAUCUGGUAGCUACUGGCCAAAAACUAGUUUCACCCAAAGAGAAUUAUUCUAAUGCUGAUUUUAGUAUUUCUAAGCUUUAAAGUAAUUACAUAAUUAUAUAGCUCUAAAGUAAUAAGCCAUUGUAAAAUAAAAUUAAAAUCAUGCUUCUAAAUUAUUACUAAAGAAUUUUGCAUAUUAUUAAUUCUUUUUUUCUGGAGAACAGAUAAUGCAUAUCUUCUUAAAAAGUCAUGAAAUUAAGAAUUUUGCCCAUAACUAGGAAAAAAUUCUAAAAAGUAUGUGCCUUAUUAGUUGUGAAAAACCAUUUAGAUUCUGAAGUACAGUCAAAAGUCGUUAAUUCGGACACCCAUAAUUCGGAAUGAUCUAUAAUCCGGACAUCAAAACUAAAAACUUUCUGCGCAUGCGCCGCGUUGACACAUGUGCAGAGGCAUUCACGCGUGCGCUUAAGACCUUUUUUACUGCGCAUAUGAGUGUGCGCAAGAGCAGAAUACGUUUUCGCAUGCGCAUUUUAUAUAUAAUGGACGUAUAAGCUAAAAUUAUCUAAUUAUCUAUUUCAGUUAAUGUUGAUGAUUGCGUUGUUCCU
Molecule: messenger RNA, 1620 nt
Organism: Stegodyphus dumicola
Lineage: Eukaryota; Metazoa; Arthropoda; Arachnida; Araneae; Eresidae
Source: RefSeq, a predicted model, not a curated record